This is a messenger RNA of Acanthoscelides obtectus, 317 nucleotides long. Lineage: Eukaryota; Metazoa; Arthropoda; Insecta; Coleoptera; Chrysomelidae. The record is from the annotation of a GenBank genome assembly.
AUGAACGGAGGUGUAACUGCGGGCACCAGUCAAGACGUUGAUAUAUCAUUGACCGAUGAAGAGAAUCAAAUACCUGUUUGUGAUGAUAAAGAAUUAAUGGCUAAAUUACGAAAGAAAUUACUACUUCAACAAAUCAACACUGCCGCAGCUCAAGAAAAAGCUGCUAUAGCUCAAGAAAAGGCCGCUCUAGCUGUCGAAAGGGCCGCAGGAGCUGUAGAGCAAUUCGUAGAAGAUUACUUUGCACGACAACAGGCGAGCUUUUGAAUUCAUUUGGAUUCAAAAAUACCUACUGAUUAAUAUGUUUUUUUUGUUAAAAG